AUGGCCUCUCGCCUCCUCCUUUUCUCCUCUUCUUCCACUUCGCCUUUUCUCUCUGCAGCUCGCCCUUUGACCAACCGCACCCACAACAGCCUCUUCCGCCUCCAGCAACUCCAGCGCACCAUGGCCGACUCUGCGCCCCAAACGGAGUGGCUUGUCGUCGUCCCUGACUUUCCCAACACGAUCCAGAAGCGUCUCGACAUCCGUCCCACCCAUUUCGCCAACCUCGAGCCGGUCAAAAGCAGGCUCAAGUUUGGUGGUGCCAUCCUGAAGGACAAGCCUUCUGACCCCGCCGACCCCAAGACUUUUGACUUUGCCGGCAGCUCUUUCAUUGUGCUAGCUGACUCCAAGCAGGAGGUCAUUGAGUUCCUGAAGAAGGACGUUUACGUCGAGGCCGGUGUCUGGGACGUUGCGAAUGCCCAGAUCUAUGCGAUGAAGACUGCCUUCCGUGUACCAUAG
Molecule: messenger RNA, 456 nt
Organism: Sporothrix schenckii 1099-18
Lineage: Eukaryota; Fungi; Ascomycota; Sordariomycetes; Ophiostomatales; Ophiostomataceae
Exons: 4
Coding region: 1-456 (151 amino acids)
Source: RefSeq, a predicted model, not a curated record